AUAGGUUCAACAGCAUAUGGAAAGCAGCGCGUUAUGACAGGCAAGGUAUUUGUCUUGCAGUCUUCGACGAUUAAUAACGUCAGUAGAAUACGUUUGAAAUGGUUUCUGUAAAUAGAAUAUAGGUUGCACAGCUGUGUAAAUAAAACGAGCGCGUCAAGACUUGAGCAAAAAUGGCCCUGAAGUUUUCCUAAAUCGGAUUUAACCUGGAUCAGAAUUUACCGCAUCGGAUUGUGACUGGAACGCGCUCGGAUCUACCACCAAAAGCUGUCUUUCUUUAGACCCAACAGUACACAUUUGCUUUGAAAUACGUUUAUUUAAAGUAUUUUUUCCAAGAGUGGAGAAUGCAUCCUGGCAAUUGUCGUAUGAAUGGAGGUGGUGGACUCGAUGGUGGAGACCGCAGCGAAUCCGUAUUUGGGACGAUCACGCUAGAGGAUCUGGAAUCUUUUUCGGAAGACCAGCUGUCAGAUUCGGGCAAUGGAAGUCUGGAAGAGGAGAGUGAGACGAUGGAGGACGAAGGGCAGCAAGACCGAUUGCUGCGCUACUGGCAGGACGCUGCUCGGGGACACCAAGUCGAAGUGCCUCGAGACAUGGCCGAGCCCAUCCAGCAGAUCACCAGCAACAACAACGGACAACACGACCGGGAGCGCGUGCCCUUCACCCUCAUCGCUCGUAAGGAGAAGUGUGGGGACGUGCUUUAUGAGAAGAGACACUAUGAGAAGGCCCACUGGGCGUGCAUCACGGUUCACGAGGACACCUACGAGCAGAGCAUCUGUUACGGUUUCAUGAAGCUCAUGAGAUACAUCUGCCAGCAGAACUCCUCAGGUACCUAUCUGGGUUUGACCAUCCCUAUCCUGACGGUGAUCCGCACGGACGAGAACCACUCUGUCUUGUCUAGUGACGUCACUGUGGCCUACUACCUGCCCACAGAAUACCAAGCCCAGCCACCCCAGCCUUCUGACACUGAAAUAAGCAUUGAGGAAUGGCCUGCCACUAUUGUAUACACAAGGACCUUCGCUGGUGCUACGAACGAGGUGACCAUCAUCAACGAGAUCCGCACCAUGGCGGAAGUGCUCGACUCCCCCGCCAUUUGCGUGAAUGGCUCAUUCAUUGUCGCCGGCUACACAAACCCCGCGGCGGUAAACCGACAGAACGAGAUUUGGUUCCUGGAGCAGCCUUGAGGGCCAGCCUAACCUUGACCUCUCCUCCUGAACUUGACCCACCCAACACCCCGUCCUUAUCUGACCCUACCGAUUCACCCCUAAUGGAAACCCCUUCCCAUUUUAGAGAGAGAAGAGACUUUGGGACUUUGCUGAAAAAAGGUUCUUAUUACCAGUUCUGUGCAAGGCUGCAUCAUUUGGGUCCAUUAAUCCUCUAGAGUCUUAACCUGGAAGAGGAGGGUGGGGGUUCUACUAAGCUAACAUAUGGAAUUGUUUUAAGAUGGUCAUACAAAGGAUCACUUAGAUAUUUUAAUUUUAUAUUAAAUUAUUUGAUGAAACAUUGAAUUUGGCCUUACUGCUAUUAGCCCAUAAACACAUUGAAUUACAGAUUCAUACAAGGAAAAACAUAGUAAAACAUCUACUGGAAGUUU
Molecule: messenger RNA, 1588 nt
Organism: Salvelinus namaycush (lake trout)
Lineage: Eukaryota; Metazoa; Chordata; Actinopteri; Salmoniformes; Salmonidae
Product: heme-binding protein 1-like
Exons: 5
Coding region: 342-1178 (278 amino acids)
Source: RefSeq, a predicted model, not a curated record